AUGGUACGGGAAAGGAGGAGCUACAUGAGCCAUUCAGCAGACUCGAAAAAGGUAAUGGACGUGUAUUUUGGGUUGAAGAAGGACUUCCACAAAAGAAACUUUGCUUUCGUUAGAUAUGCCGACAUCAGGGAUGUUAAAGAAAUGGAGCUAAAACUGCAGAGCAUUAAGUGUAGAGGCAAGACUUUGGAGGUAAAUAUCUCAAAACAGCAACGGAAAACCCAACAAUAUCAAUACCAAGUACCAUUUUGGCAACCCAUGCAAAGGAAGAAUAUGAAAUCCAACAUCUAUCAUAGUGCUCAACCUUACUAUAUGGAGGUAAGAGGUAACAUCACUUAUGCCCAAGUUACUAGUGAAUCGAAUGUGAAAAAACCCCAACAACACACCUCCUCAAUCACUUUAAACCCCAACACAUUCGUGAGAGAUUGGUUAAAGAGAGGAGUACUAAUUGUUAGGACAUAA
This is a messenger RNA of Lactuca saligna, 459 nucleotides long. The record is from the annotation of a GenBank genome assembly. NCBI's taxonomy places the organism in Eukaryota, Viridiplantae, Streptophyta, Magnoliopsida, Asterales, Asteraceae.